AUGGAGAGGGUGCCGAGCACGGUGUUGAAUGAAGAGAUACUUGGGAGGCUGGAUUUGCAGACUUUAUCCUCGCUUGCUUGUCUCAAUAGAUCCUUUCGCUUAUUGGUUUACUCUCAAGCUCUUCCUUCUCUGACUUCUCUCCAUUUCUCUACCAUGUCUCCUGAUGGGCAGACUCUGGAAAUAAUUCUGGGUCGUUGUAAAGGUCUAAACUCUCUUACUCUCAACUGCCUCCGUCUCCAAGACCACCCACUCUCUGCUUUCCUUUGUCCAACUAUCCAAGAAUUGAAUUUGUGGUGCUGCUCCUCUUUGUCAUACCAGUUUCUUACUUACAUUGCCCAUCGCUGUCCUAAUCUUAGGUUGCUUAUAUUAGAAUUGGCAGACAAGAACUUACCUGAUGUAUUCAGAAGUAAACUUGCCUUGAUGCUUAAGCGGUGCUUGUACUUGGAAUCUCUGUCAUUGAAAAUUCGAGGGCCUGCAGUUGAUGCAAAUUCUUUUGGGUCCAUAGAAUUUUUGCUUCCCAGUACUGUCAAAAUGCUAAAGUUGCAGCCAGUGCUUGAGCAAGACGCAAUCCGAAUCAUAAGGACAGUUGGUAGAAACCUUAUGGAAACAGAAAUUCUAAGCAUCCCUACCUCUCCUUUUUGCAAACUGCAGAGCUUGUCACUGGUUUUAGAUAUAAUAACUGAUCAACUACUUUUAACUAUCACCAACUCUGUUCCUCUUUUGGUAGAGUUGGAUCUUGAAGACAGACCAAACAAGGAACCAAUGCCAGACGAUGACUUGACCAACAAUGGGCUUCAAUCCCUAUGUUUUUGUCAACAUUUGACAGCCCUCUCUCUUGUACGAAGUAGACUUAGACACCAAGGAGCAUUCAAAAGAGUAAAUGAUAUGGGCAUGUUUCUUCUAUCUGAGGGUUGCAAAGGCCUGGAAGCAGUGAAACUUUGUGGAUUCUCCAAGGUUAGUGAUGCUGGCUUUGCCGCAAUUUUACAUGCCUGCCAAAACUUAAAAAAAUUUGAAGUCCGAAAUGCCUUGUUUCUGUCAGACUUGGCCUUUCAUGAUCUCGCUGACAUUCCAUGUGCCCUUGUUGAGGUGAGACUGUUGUCAUGCCAGCUAAUAACUAGUGAAACUGUUAAGAAAGUAGCCUCUUCUAAGAGCCUAGAGGUUCUUGACCUGGGCGGUUGCAAGAGCAUAGCCGAUUCAUGCCUCAGCUCUAUUUCAUGUCUCAAUAAUUUAACGGAAUUGAAUCUCACAGGAGCUGAUGUUACUGAUUCUGGUUUAUCUGUUCUUGGUCAAGGAAGUAUGCCCAUAAGAAAUUUGUGUCUUAGAGGCUGUAAGAGGGUAACUGACAAAGGAAUUUCUCGUUUGCUGUGUGGAGGGGCAAUUGGCCAAUUGUUGACAGCCCUGGAUUUGGGUUACAUGGCCGGUAUAUCAGAUAAAACCAUUUUGACAGUAGCUGCUGCUUGUGUAGGGAUUAUUGAUUUGUGUAUUAGGUCUUGCUUUUAUGUGACUGAUUCUUCAAUGGAAGUAUUAGCUAGAAAGAGAACAUUUCAAGAUGGGAGUAAACUGAGGAGGCUUGAUGUGUGUAACUGCAUUUGUUUGUCUGCUGAUUCAUUGAGAUGGUUUAAGAGGCCUUUUUUUCAAGGAUUACAUUGGCUUGGUAUUGGGCAAACUUGUCUGGCUAGCCAAGGAGAUGUUACCGAAAUAUAUGAGGAGCGACCAUCGCUGACUUUGUGCUUGGAUGGCUGUGAAAUGGGAUGUCAAGAUGGAUGGCAUUUCCACAGACCUUAAAAAUCAUCCAUCUUGAUUCUUGACAAGCUUGCUUCCUUCACAUUUGUGUUAACAGGUUCAGAAGAUCCUCUUGAAAGCCUGCAAAGAGCUGGAGACUGGAGUUUUGAUUUCACAACUUCCAGACACAUUUCCGUGACUAACCAAUGAGAGAGGCG
Molecule: messenger RNA, 1940 nt
Organism: Pistacia vera
Lineage: Eukaryota; Viridiplantae; Streptophyta; Magnoliopsida; Sapindales; Anacardiaceae
Product: F-box protein At-B-like
Exons: 4
Coding region: 1-1785 (594 amino acids)
Biological process (GO): SCF-dependent proteasomal ubiquitin-dependent protein catabolic process
Cellular component (GO): SCF ubiquitin ligase complex
Molecular function (GO): protein binding
Source: RefSeq, a predicted model, not a curated record